AUGAGAACAAUCGCACCAAGUAAGAAAGGAUACAUGAUGCCAGAAGUUAAAGUUCGUUUCCCUCCAGAAAUCACACCAAUCGAGCUCACCAAGAAAGCCAUCGCGAAACUAGAAACUAGCGGACAAACAUCACGAAUUCCAAAUGCGUUUAUCGCUUAUCGUAUGGCUUUUCACAAGGAGCUUCACUCGAUUAAACACCCAGUGAUAACACAACCACAACUUUCGGCAUUGGUCAAACAAUCAUGGCUUAAAGAAGAGGAACACGUACGACGAGAAUAUCAACGCAUUGCAAAAGAAGCCAAAGAUUUAUAUGUACAAAUUUGCCGUGAACAAAGUCCACAUUUUAUUACAAAUAUGUUAUCAGUUGAUGACGAAUAUUAUUAUCCUUCCGAUACGAAAAAUGAUUCGGACACAUUAGACUUUAAUUUUGAUCUUUUCAAUAGCAACGAAAUAUUUUUAUCUUCAAUGCAGCCUGUGGCAAAAGAUCAACAAUCAGAUUCACAUGAAAAAAGCACAACUUCCACUUCUCCAAAUGUCACAAACACAACUUCUGUUUCUCCAAGUGUCACAAACACAACUUUCGCUUCUCCAAAUGUCACAAACAUAACUUCCACUUCUCCAAAUGUCACAAACACAACUUCCACUUCUCCAAAUGUCACAAACGUAUUCGAUACUGAUAAUCUAAUCACCAACAUAUUCGAUACUGAAAAUCUAACACCAGAACUAUUAACCUCUCAAUAUUUAUUUUCUUCCAUUCUAUCCAUCCAAUCAGAUUUCUCUUCUGUUCCGAUCAUUGACAAACUUGUUUUCAGAUAG
This is a messenger RNA of Ambispora gerdemannii, 816 nucleotides long. NCBI's taxonomy places the organism in Eukaryota, Fungi, Glomeromycota, Glomeromycetes, Archaeosporales, Ambisporaceae. The record is from the annotation of a GenBank genome assembly.